This is a messenger RNA of Lacerta agilis (Sand lizard), 1796 nucleotides long. RefSeq names its product hydroxylysine kinase (gene HYKK). The coding region runs from base 230 to 1369 and encodes 379 amino acids. NCBI's taxonomy places the organism in Eukaryota, Metazoa, Chordata, Lepidosauria, Squamata, Lacertidae. The record is from RefSeq and is a predicted model, not a curated record. Gene Ontology annotation, molecular function: amino acid kinase activity. The transcript has 5 exons.
AACCUGGGCUCCGUUCGCGGCAGACAACGCGCAGCUUCAACCACGCAGAGCCUUUCCCGGGAGGAUCUCCAGCGUCUCCUGCUGGGCUUUGGCGUGCUUGUGCGCCACGCUCAAAAACUUAGGGUGGAUAUAGCAUUUCUCAGCCGUCUGUUCAGCGCGCAGCCUGCUUGCUAAAAAAAGAAGCAAGAAAGAAGGAAAGCAUUCCUGGUUGUCUUGUUACAGAUGCACAAUGUCGGCUGAAAAUAAGCAACAGCUUCUUUCGAAGCCAGCAUUCAGCAAAGAGCAAGCCACUGAAUUGGUCCAAAAGAUAUUCGGAUUAACUGUGUCGGAGCUCAAACCGUUGCCAAGCUAUGAUGACCAGAAUUUCUAUGUCUGUACUACUGCUGCUGCUGCUGCACUCGAAGGGAAAGCAGAGAGUGCCCAGAAUUUUGUCCUCAAAAUAAUCAAUUGUGAAGACAGCCAGAACACUGAACUCAUCGAGGUGCAGACCCGGGUCAUGAUAUUCCUGAAUGGCGAGGGCUUUCCCGUGCAAACUCCUCAUUCCACAAAAGAGGGCGGAAUAAUGUUUCUGGAAUCUGUAGGUACCGGCUCUGCCAAAAGAGAAUACAUAGUGCGGCUGUUGAGCUACCUCCCAGGCAAAACGGUGGCCACGAUCCGCACGGGUCCUCCUCUUCUGUAUGAACUUGGGCAGAUGGCAGCCAGGAUGGACAAAACACUCACAGAGAAAUUCCAGCAUCCAUUGGCGAGAAGUCUCCACCGAGGUGGCUUCAUCUGGAAUCUGGCUAAUGUCCCUCUUGUGGAGCAAUACAUUCAUGAGCUGGGCCGGAGCGAAUAUCUGGACGCAGUGAAAUGGGCCAUUGAUCAGUUCAGGUGUAAAAUAGUGCCAAACCUACGCUACUUUCGGCCCUGUAUCAUUCAUGGAGAUCUCAAUGACCACAAUAUUUUAGUAGAUACCGAUGUUACUUCCCCUAAACGCUCCCAGUACAGGGUGUCUGGUAUUUUGGACUUUAGCGACAUGAGCUAUGGCUACUACGUGUUUGAAGUAGCAAUACUCAUCAUGUACAUGAUGAUUGAAAGCAAGGAUCCCCUAAGCGUGGGAGGCCACAUUCUCGCAGGAUAUGAAAGUGUCAUCCCGCUGACAGAGAUGGAGCGAGGUGCCCUGUUUCUCCUAGUGUGUGGGAGGUUUGCUCAGUCUCUUGUGAUGGCUGCUCACACCACUCUCCUGCAGCCCGAGAACGAAGAGUACUUGAUGACUACGUCCAAGACAGGAUGGAAGCGCUUGCUGGCGCUCUUUGAAUUGGGCCCAAAGCCUGUGGAGAUGAUCUGGUUUAACACAGCAGAAGCAUAUGCCAAAAAAGGGCCCUCCUAAAUGUUGGGUUACAUGGUUAUGGGCUGCUCAGAUUUACACGGUUUUAAAAUGGGGCUCUGCCCAGAUUAAAGUUCCAAAUGUUAUGAUCAGGGAAUCUAGAAUACUGCUACCUGAAUGAAUUAUGCCAAUACUUAUUUAUCCUUUGUAUAAUUUCAUCCUGCUUCCAAAAUGUACUUUUUCAAAGAAUUUCAGAUUCAUUCCAUUGGUCAGAGCUAGCACACACAGGCCUCUGGAGCUUCUGACAAAACUAAUGCCUGUGUUUGCUUUUUUCCUCCUCCCCCCACAACCCCCUUUCCUUUUGUGCCCUUGAUCGUAAGCCUGUAGGCAGGGAGCAAAUUUUUACUGAUUGCUGUAAACUGCUUUGGAAGCCUAUUUUCAUCUGAAGAGUGGGAUGAAUAUCGCUUUAAAUAAAUAAAUAUUUUUGGGA